Molecule: messenger RNA, 2050 nt
Organism: Micropterus dolomieu (smallmouth bass)
Lineage: Eukaryota; Metazoa; Chordata; Actinopteri; Centrarchiformes; Centrarchidae
Gene: ankrd33ab
Product: ankyrin repeat domain 33Ab
Exons: 4
Coding region: 1-1374 (457 amino acids)
Molecular function (GO): protein binding
Source: RefSeq, a predicted model, not a curated record
AUGGCCACCGCAUCGGAGGACCCCCACCUGGGCUCAGGCCCUGAUGAGGACGGCAUGUCUCUGUUGGAGAGCGAGUCCGAUUCAGACAGCAUCCUCUCUGACGACUCGGUGCUUCCACAGCACAUGCCGGAGAUAGCAAACGGGCGUGCAGCAUCAACACUGUAUCAAGCAUGCGCUCGUAAUGAACCCGUCUCUCUGCGGAAGAUUCUGGAGAGAGGGGUCACAAAAGAGGAAGUCAUGGAGCUGGACAUCAAUGGCUGGAAUGGCUUGAUGGUGGCUUGCUUCAAAGGUUUCGUGGACAUUGUAUAUGGGCUCCACAACUGUCCCUUUAUAGACACAAAUCACCAGGACAAUGAAGGCAACACCGCUCUGAUGAUUGCAUCCCAAGCAGGACACGUCAACACAGUCAUGUUCCUCCUAAAUUACUAUCCUGGUACAGACCCUGAAAUAAAGGAUUGUCGAGGUUUCACGGCCCUCAUCAAAGCUGCUAUGACCGGCCGCAAUGACGUUGUGGCUGCCCUUGUUAUGGCUGGAGCUGACAUUCAUGCAGUAGACACCACAAGAGGAAAAUGCGCUCGGGACUGGGCACUGAAAACAGGUCGCUAUGAGACUCUCUAUCGUCUCCGACGCCUCAAUAUGCGACCAAAAGCUGAGCAGUUCUGUGAGAGUUAUGUCCCUGAGUGGCCUGAGCUUAAAGCGAGAGUAGCCAAGGCCACAGCUGAGAAAAGUGCCACGGGAAAAAUCACCCAGCAGCUCAAAAAUACAUUCGGGUUCAGACUUCCUCGUGACCCCCAGGAUAACGGGUGCUUGGACCACAUGGUGCGCAUGACCACCAGUGUCCACAGUCCCCUUAUUUCGACUGGAUGCCACCCACUGUGCCCUACAAGCCCUCCUGAGGUUGGGAAGAGACGCCAGGCUGUGCAAGAGCUGGUGAAGAAUCACCCAGAGAAGGAAUUAGAAGAGAGCUCAGUGUGCCAUAGCAACGGCUCAGUUUCACACAUCAUUCCCACAAUCUACUCUGCAGAGUCCAUCUCUACAACGUGCUGUGCCGACACUGAGCGACGAGGCAGCAUCCUCUCAUUGGCUUCCGCCAAAGUUGCGACUACAUUUAUUUCCCGCAGUAUGGCGAGAAAGAACAGCGUAUUCCCCUCGGGCUGCAUCCCCAAAAUCAACGUCAGCAGGCCUUCAGAGGCAACACCAAAGAAAGAAAAGAAGAAGAAGAAGGAAAGGGGCUUCUUGGAACCACCCAAGUGGAAAUACAAGGAGAUGAAGGAUGAGAAGAAGAAGGAAAAGAAGAAAGCUGAGAAAGAAAAGACAGAGACAGAGAAAAAGGAGAAAAGAAAAGAAAAACACAACAAGAAGGCCAAAAACUAAGAGUUUCAAAAAAGAAGAGUUAUGCUCUACGAAUCAUCCCUUCUAAGAACAAGAUGCGUUUUAAAAAUGAGUUCCACUCAGGGCUUGAAAUUUUCAAACCAAAUAUCUCAGAAAAAUUCAGCAAAUAUUGAACCUAAAAUCUAAAGGGAAAAUAGCGCAGAGAUUGUUUUUUUAGUUCCAAAACAAAAUACUGUAACAGAGGAUCUCAAACGAGCCCUGUAAAGACUCUUUGGCAGGGGUCCGAAGCUUUUAGCCUCUGAUGUCUAAAAGUUGAGACAAAUAUUAAAUAUAUUCAGGAUAUAAGUUAGUUUUCAAUGAAUAUCUUCAAAAUUUGUAGACUAAAUUAAGACUAAUUUUAAUUAUUAUGGUACAAUGCACGAAACCAAUGUUUCAGAAGCAUGUAUGCCUACCUCAUCAUUAGCAUAAAGACCUCCAUACCCAUGCCCUAUGCAAUAUGUAAAUAUAGAAACACAUAUCUAUAUAGCUCAUUUGUGUUAUUAUAUUUUUUUAUGCUUUGAUUAAGUUAUUUUUGUAAACAGCUAGCCAAAAUCAAUUGUAAAUACUGAACAGUAUGUAGUUAACAUGCCUCACAAUGAAGGAUCUGUUUAAUCCUCUAGCUCAGUUCUAAGUUUUAUUGCCACUAUCUGAUAUUGCCAAUAAACUGAUAUAUCUCCUG